This is a messenger RNA of Mangifera indica (mango), 1026 nucleotides long. RefSeq names its product transcription factor bHLH149-like. Gene Ontology annotation, biological process: regulation of DNA-templated transcription. The record is from RefSeq and is a predicted model, not a curated record. The transcript has a single exon. Lineage: Eukaryota; Viridiplantae; Streptophyta; Magnoliopsida; Sapindales; Anacardiaceae. Gene Ontology annotation, molecular function: protein dimerization activity. Bases 102 to 764 code for a protein of 220 amino acids.
CCUCCAUUUGCCUUUCUCCUCUAUAAACUUAAUCAACUUCUCCUUCUCUUGUUCAAACAAAUAAACAUUGUAUUCAAAUCAAACCUAACUGUUCCCUCUUCAUGGAACCCUCGUUCUCCGAUUGCGACUCCUCCUCUUCCUCCUCCCUCAAACCUAAUCAUAAGAGACGGAGAUUAAGCUAUGAUCAUCAACAACAACCGCCGCCACCACCACAGCAUCAUCAUCAACACCAGCAUGAUCAUGAUAGUCGAAAUCAAAACGCAUCUUCUCAGCCUACCAAGCGAUGGACAACAGACAUCGAGCAACAGAUCUACUCCUCUAAGCUUCUCCGAGCUAUCCGCCAUGUUCGUCGCUCUAACACCGGACGAAGCCGAGAAAUCCGCCAAACUGCUGACCGACUCUUGGCCGUCUCUGCCAAGGGGACAACGCGGUGGAGCCGAGCGAUUCUGGCCACUCCGCUUAGUUUCAGACUUAAAAAGCGACACGUUAAAGUCAAAACCAGCUAUAGCCACUUGAAACGGAAGGCGGAGUUGAAGAAAGAAAAGAGCAUGAACAGCAAGUUACCGGUUGUUGAGAAAAAAUUGCGUGUUCUAGGCGGGUUGAUUCCCGGUUGCCGUAAGAUAUCGCGCUUGAAUCUUCUAGAAGAAACGAUUCAGUAUAUAGCGGCUCUGGAGAUGCAAGUACGAGCGAUGACGGCUCUCACCGAGAUUCUGGCCGGUGCUCCACCAGUGGAGAAUCGGAUCGGCUCAGACAUGAGCUCGUAAAAGAAUUGCCAUGGCUUGGUUUGCCAGGUUGCAUAAAUUUUUUCUUUUAUAAACUUUGUUUUUUUAAUUUUUAUGAGAAAUUUUAAAUUGGUGUACUGUAUUUUAUUGUAUUAUAAACGACAUGACCUUUUCUUUUUUUAGAGCUCCAAUUUGGAAAUGUAGUUGGUUGAAUCAACUUGGUGGUGUAAAGUCUAAAGCAGCACAUGAUAUGCUAAACUUUUAGGUGCGUGUAAUAAUUGUUUUAGAUUAUUGACAUCAUUCA